CGCCGCAAAGGACUCUAUGACGAUGUGGCCUGCUUGGAGGACUCUAAUACUAUGCAUCAUAGCAGUGUGCGCAACAGAAGCUGUGUGUCAGUAUGAAGACAGCUUCGACGACGAUCGGGCAUCGCGUCAGGACCAAGAGUCGGGUUCCCAUGAGAUGGACGCAAAUGAUGAAAUGGAAGGAUACGAUAGUGAUAAACGAAUCGGCAACGGCGGGUAUGGGGGUAAAGAAGACGAUACCACAGUAGCUUAUGGCAAUGACGAGGCUCAAGGUGAGGAGGAUUCACCUGAAACGACGACAAUUGGUCGUCUACCGGAACGUGACUUGCCGUCAAACGGACCGUUUUCCACCCCGACGUCUGCAAAGUCGCGCCCUCAGAGUGGAGAUGCGUACGUACAGUACCGGAGUGACUAUCCUAAUUACUUUGGAAGGUACUUCGGUGAGUUAUCACAUCAUUUAGAAAACAAACCUGCCCACGGUCCACCCGAAGUGCCGAAAUACAACGUACCGCCAUAUCCAUUACCAGAUAGCAGAGUGAACCCUAACUUCGAUAACGACCUGUUCGAGACUGGGAGCAACAGCCAAACACUGGAUAUGUCGAGCGAAAAUCAAAUGCCUCCUGACUACCUUCAUAAGCCGCGAAUGAUGGUCGUUAUGGCGAGACUGCGCAAACGUUACGGUGCCGAAACGCAUCCGUUAUUUGUGGGACUUCAACCCGCAUCGUUCGCCUUCACUCGCAUUAUAUCUGUAGCUGCUCGCAGCUCUAUAGAAGUUCCAGAGUCGAAACUGAUCCAGUUCACUCAUAACCUAACACAGAUAAUAGCGAGAGAAAUGGAAUCCCUGAAGGGUCGUCUGCGUACCAUGGAACUCGAACGCAUCAAGCUGUUCACAGUCUUGAUUCAAUUCAAGAGUAUUUUGAAUGAGAUGUACGAACGCUCCACUGCGGAUGGAUCUGUAUAUGCCAAUAGACUAAAUAUGAGUCAACAUGAGAUGUACAUCGCCAGACUGUGCAAUCUGUUCAUGAUUCCCUGUGCCGUUACUAGACUUAGCCCGCUUACGCCUGACGAAAUUAAACAGAUUAAUUAUGACGUCGGACUGUUUGAUACUAAGAUCAAUGACAAAAGCAAGUUGGUUUUAACCAAUCGUAUAAGGAUGAUACUUGUCAGAAAAGCCUACGAUGAUAAAAAAGACAGAUUAAUUCCUAGCAGCCCUAACGAGACUAGCGACUAUAUUUCCAAGGCCAGCAAGAGGAACAGUAAAUGCAGUGAUGUUGCUACGUCGCUGGGGUCAGCACUGCACUGCUCGAGGAACUCGGUUACGCCGUCAUCGAAACUUAGCACUACUGCUCGGGAGGACCAAGAUAGACACGAAAUUCUACGAUGUAAACUACGCCGAUUACGAAACCUCUAUUUACUGGUUCGACCUCUUGUCACGGGAACUAAGCUGACCCGGACAGAGCUCCGUGAGAUCUUCCGAAGUCACGAAGGCUUCUUUGAGCCCGGACUGACGGAAGCACAAAAAAUUGCGCUUGUCUACAAGAUGGCUGAAACCAUUCGAACGGCUUUCGUCCCUCGACAACUAGUCUUGAAUCCGAACUUGAGUACGUCUUCAGCGAUGUCAAGUUCUGCGUCUACGAUAACCCCAAUAGUUACCUCUCCAGGUAGCGAGUUGUCUCCUGCAUCACCAUUUGUACGCUCUCCCCUUUCGAUAAUUGCACAGCGUCCGAACAGCGACUCCAAACGUGCACCACCUUCGGACAAGAUGCAUGUUUCAGGCAGGAUACGGAUGGACCUGAACGUCGAGCGAGAUAUGAAUCCUACUCAGGAAGGCAUCCUGCCGCAUUUCCUUAAGAGAUAGGACCAUAUCAAACUAAUCAGAUCCCCGAUACGGAAUUGUGUUGGGGGGUGUUUCUGCUUUUUUAGAGAGCAUUUGUAUGCUAUUCGCUGUUCAGGUACUAGCCUCUUCCCUAGACCAGUGCAUAUACAAACUUGUUUUUCCUUCAGUUAAUUUCACAAUAUGACGUUAUUACUGGAGGUUAUUCUGAUACGAAUUAUAUUGUUUUUGAAUUUUCAAACAAGUAUGUUUCUAUGUGAUUGAAAAUGGUAGCAAUAUUAGGAAAGUGUUAUUAUAUUUUACGUCUGUCUUCGCCAGGUCGUAUGUAACCAAUAGACUUCUCGGAUGCGUUACAAUGACUGUGAAAUCUGGUGUUUUUUCAGAAGUAAUCUUCUUUCUUGUACACAGAAGCAAACCUAUCGGACAUCUUCAAUCAGAUCUGUAUUGAACAAGCGUUAGACAAAUUUAUUUCAUGGAUGCUUGUACUGUCGUAGUAAAUGUCGGUAGAAGCCUGUCGAUAUAGAUCUUCUUAACCAAUUGUAGAAUGCUCAAACAACGUUACGCUUAAGCAAUCUUGCACAGUAGUAUAUUGUAUCGUAUAUCCGUAUAUAUAUUUUGGAUCUAAUUUGUCUACCCUUUUAGGGCUAUUCAUGUAUCCUUCAAUAGUGUUUCGUGGAUUUGUUCAGUUUUUCAUUUUUGUAAAUAUGUUAUAUAAAUCAAUUUGAUUGAUUUAGAGUAUUCUGUCAGUGAAAACGUAGCCGAAUUUUCUCAACCCGCAGUAACCUCUAUGUCGACAAGUUAGCCCUUGCGUAACUUUCUAUAAUUUUUGGCUAACAAAGAAACAAUAAAUAAAGAAAGCAAAUUCAUCCUUUUAAGACUUAAUUU
Molecule: messenger RNA, 2716 nt
Organism: Varroa destructor (honeybee mite)
Lineage: Eukaryota; Metazoa; Arthropoda; Arachnida; Mesostigmata; Varroidae
Source: RefSeq, a predicted model, not a curated record